GAUAUAAUUUUGAAAUAAAAUACAAAAAAAAAUUAUAAUUUAUGUUAAACAUGUGUGGUCACGUGGUUCGGGGUCAAACGUUUCGCGGGAAGCAACAUGGCGAACGAGGGGACGUCCGUCAGUGCAGUGCAGUGUCCUGUUUGUUUCAAAGACUUCACGGACGUCACAAUUAACGGACAUCUCGACGAGUGUCUGCUGAAGAGCGUUACCGACAGUAGUACGUCCACCGCGGACGAGACUGGACCUCCAGUAAAGAAAUCUCGGAUUAGUGCGGAGGCUGUCAACAAACCUGUACCCAGCUCCUCCUCCUCCUCGUCCUCCUCAGCUUCCUCCAUGCCUGCUAGUCAGUCCUCGGCAACGUUUUCUAUGUUUCAGACCAACAAGAGCAAAGCUUCAGCUCAAAGUGAGCGGAAUGGUUUGUUUACAAGUAAACAACAAAGUCCUUCCGGGCCUGUCAACAAGGGGGUGAAACGUUUACUGACGGAGUCGGAGCCCGGAGAACAGAAUGCUACGGGAAGCCCGAAGAGCCAAACAUCUGUAUCCAGCCUAGAACAUGCAUCGCCACAGGCGUUGUUGUCAUCAAGCAAACCUCUGGCGGAGAUGCUGAGACCGCAGACACUGGAGGAUUACUUCGGUCAAAGUAAAGUUGUGGGACAUCAGACUCUCCUCCGGUCGCUGCUGGACUCCCAGGAGAUACCGUCUCUGGUCCUGUGGGGGCCACCAGGAUGUGGAAAGACCACCCUCGCCCACAUAAUUGCCAGCGGCAGCAAGAAGACGGGGACGGCUCGGUUCGUCACUCUGUCCGCCACCAGCGCGUCCGUCAACGACGUGCGGGAGGUGAUCAAGCAGGCGCAGAAUGAGAAGCGGCUGUGCAAGAGGAAGACCAUCCUGUUCAUUGACGAGAUCCACCGCUUCAACAAAUCCCAACAGGACACUUUCCUGCCCCACGUGGAGUGCGGGACGGUAAUUCUGAUCGGUGCGACCACCGAGAAUCCCUCCUUCCAGGUGAAUGCUGCCCUGCUGAGCAGGUGCAGGGUGCUGGUUCUGGAGAAGCUGUCGGUGGAGGCGAUGGGCUCGAUCCUGAACAGGGCCGUGGCCUUCCUCGGGAUCAGGGUCAAGGGACAAGAUUCGGUAAAUACUAACAAUGGCGACCGGACAAAUGGACACGAACCAAAGAUUUACAUUGAACAAAAAGCCCUGGACACCAUCGCCUAUCUGUGCGACGGCGACGCAAGAACGGGCCUCAACAGUCUCCAGCUGGCCGUUCAGGCUCAGAUGAACCUGAUGCGACCAAACCAGGCCGGCUCUCCUCAAGAGAUACUGGUGACGGAGGAGCACAUCAAGGAGGGUCUCCAGAGGUCCCACAUUCUCUAUGACAAAGCCGGCGAAGAGCAUUACAACAUUAUCUCAGCGUUGCAUAAAUCGAUGAGAGGCUCCCAUGCGAACGCCUCCCUCUACUGGCUGGGCCGCAUGCUGGAGGGAGGCGAGGAUCCGCUCUACGUGGCGCGCAGGCUGGUCCGCUUCGCCAGCGAGGACGUCGGUCUGGCAGAUCCCUUGGCUCUCACCCAGGCUGUGUCCGCCUUCCAGGCCUGUCACUUCAUAGGGAUGCCCGAAUGUGAGGUCAUCCUGGCUCAGCUGGUGGUCUACCUGGCGCGGGCGCCCAAGUCCGUGGAGAUCUACAUGGCCUACAACAACGUGAAGGCCUGUCUGAGAAACCACAAAGGGCCCCUUCCUCCCGUCCCCUUGCACCUCCGCAACGCUCCCACCCGGCUGAUGAAGCAGCUGGACUACGGGAAAGGCUACAAGUACAACCCGGCCUUCAGCGGCCCUGUAGAGCAGGAGUACUUACCUGAGGAGCUGCGGGAUAUUAACUUCUUCACCUUUACACCUUCGAAGCCAGGAGUGUAAUUACCUACUGUCUAAGGUAAAGCUGUAAACCAAAGCUACUGAAGAGAAAUAUGAUCUUAAUUCAAAUUUGCACUUUUUUUUCAUGAAUGUCUUUUGCAAAGGGAAGAAAAAAAGAUCCAUUUAACACUAGACCCAUUUAAAUUAGAUCAUCAUCAGCCAGACAUAAUAAGGCCUUUGCAUUUUCAGUUAUUUAAACAUUUACUAUGUUAACGUUCACGGUUUCAUUCCUUUUCCCUUUUAUUUCAUACUAUUUCUGAUCGAAGUGUUACGUAAUCUGUUACAUCUGUUGUUUUAUAAUCACCACAACCUGUAGAUAUUCUAAUAAAAAACAAGUCACAGAUACAAUGAGCAUUUCA
Messenger RNA from Mugil cephalus (flathead mullet), 2264 nucleotides. It is a transcript of the gene wrnip1, whose product is annotated as WRN helicase interacting protein 1. The record is from RefSeq and is a predicted model, not a curated record. Gene Ontology annotation, cellular component: nucleus. The transcript is spliced from 7 exons. Gene Ontology annotation, molecular function: ATP binding; single-stranded DNA helicase activity; DNA binding. Gene Ontology annotation, biological process: DNA-templated DNA replication; DNA repair; regulation of DNA repair. Bases 97 to 1908 code for a protein of 603 amino acids. NCBI's taxonomy places the organism in Eukaryota, Metazoa, Chordata, Actinopteri, Mugiliformes, Mugilidae.